AUGACGACUAUGACGCCUACCCGCCCUUCCCAAAGAAGACGUUUAACGUCGCCACUGCACGAAAUGGAUGGCACUGAUGAAGAGGAGGAAAUUCCAGAAACGCCAGUGGAAUCGGAGUUGGUUGCAUCUCCGUUGACAUCAGCAUCCUUGGCACAAAUUGUACGGGAUGAAGUGAGACAUGGAAUGAACACGUUGGAACAACAAAUGACUCAGUUGAGCGUGAGCGUGACGGCACGUUUGGACAGUGUCGAACAUUCCCUGAAGGACCAUGACAUCAAAAUUGCAAAGUUGGAACACGUGAUCACGUCCAACUCUAGCACCCCCAGGUCCAACACCAAUGUUGAACAAUUGGAGAAGCAUGAUUGUGAGUUGGCAGCUUUGAAACUGCAACUUGAUGCCUUGAAACACGGAGUGGCUGACCGAAACCCAGAUGUUCAGAAGACUUUGGUACUUGGUGGUCUCCAGGCAUUGGGCUCUUUGCAUGAAGCAACGCAAUGGCUCACUCAGAAGUUGCAAGAGAUGAAUGGGCCAACGAAUGUGGGAACUUACAUGAAGGCCGCUGCGUUUGAUGGGAGUGCCAACAUACAAGCUGGUGACCGUCGGGUCUGGGCAACAGAGGACCUUCCUGUGCCAGUUCGUGCUCGCAAAUUGUUCCUGCUAGGACUCCGCUGGCAGCUUGGGCAAUGGGGCUUUGUGAAAAAAGAGAUGUCUGUGGAUGACACAUAUGAGCGGUUGGUCAUCGGUGGCAAGGUUGUUGUGAAGCUGGAGGUUGUGAACAAGGACAUUCAAGUAACAUGGGCUGAUGAUUGGGCCGCAUGGCAAGAACUGCAGGACAGCCAGGAGAUAGCCGACCUUUGCUCCAGGAGCAAGGCCAUCGUGGAAAAAUCCGGGAAAGGAGGUGGGAAGAGUAAGGCGGCGGCGACGGCCGCUUCCUAG
Messenger RNA from Cladocopium goreaui, 936 nucleotides. NCBI's taxonomy places the organism in Eukaryota, Dinophyceae, Suessiales, Symbiodiniaceae. The record is from the annotation of a GenBank genome assembly.